This is a messenger RNA of Spea bombifrons (plains spadefoot toad), 2995 nucleotides long. RefSeq names its product oxysterol binding protein like 1A (gene OSBPL1A). The coding region runs from base 1 to 2859 and encodes 952 amino acids. Gene Ontology annotation, molecular function: protein binding; cholesterol binding. The transcript has 27 exons. The record is from RefSeq and is a predicted model, not a curated record. Gene Ontology annotation, cellular component: intracellular membrane-bounded organelle; cytosol; membrane. Lineage: Eukaryota; Metazoa; Chordata; Amphibia; Anura; Pelobatidae.
AUGAACACUGAAGAUGAAGAACAACUUUUAUACGAUGCUCGCAAUGGAAACCUUGAAGAGGUUCGAGAACUCCUAGAACGCAGUAGAAAAGGCCAAACCGUGGUUAAUGUUAACUGCAAAGGUAAAAUGAAAUCUAAUUUAGGAUGGACCCCCCUUCACCUUGCUUGCUAUUUUGGACAUGCUCAAGUGGUGGAAGGUUUAUUAAAGGCUGGAGCUGAUGUUAAUAUUCAGAAUGACAUGGGCGAUACUCCUUUGCACAAGGCUGCUUUUACUGGACGUAAGGAACUCGUGAUGUUGUUGUUGGAGUACAAUGCAGACACUACCGUUAUAAAUGGAGAAGGGCAGACUGCAAAAGUUGUCACAGAUGAUAAGGAAAUAAAUGUCAUGUUGGAAGCUGCACAGAGGACACAGGAAAGGAAACUUGAAGAAAUGCUUUUGGGAGCUGCAAGAGAAGGAAACAUUGCAAAGCUGUCAGAAUUACUAAAUCGUGCAACUCCACCCAACAUCAACUGCACAGAUGUGAUGGGCAAUACCCCUCUGCAUUGUGCCGCGUAUCGUGGCUUACGGCAAUGUGCGUUGAAACUCCUAAAAAGUGGGGCUGAUAGUAACCUCAAGAAUAAAAAAAAUCAAAAACCAAUAGACCUUGCACAGCGAAUUGAAAUUAAGCAAGUUCUGCAAACCAAGGUUAACAAGUAUACAAUCAAAACUCUCCAUCGAUUUGAAGGCCCUCUGUGUAAGAGCUCACGUUUUUUUGGUUGGAAACCGUUUUGGGUAGUGUUGGAACAUGGGGUUAUAUCUUGGUACCAGAAACAAAGCGAUGCAGUAAACCACCUGCACCGGCAAGGAUGUAAGCAUCUAACACAAGCCGCCUGCUCGAUAAAACCGACAGACAGAUAUUCCUUCACAGUUAAAUGCUUUGAUGACAGUGUACAUUAUUUUCGAGUUCUGCCAAAAAGCCAUACAAGUCAUACAAGAGAGGAUUGGUUGACUGCAAUUGAAGAGCAUUCUGCAUACAGCACUCAUUACUGUUCCCAAGAUCAAAUUAGUGAUGAUGAAGAUGAAGAAUUGGUUCUUGUAGGAGACUUAAAAGAAUCACUUGGGAAUGCUGAAGUAUGUCACCAAAGACUGGAGAAAGAAGUGCUGACGUUCCUUAAUGCACUGAAGACCUGGGAUUCUACAAAAGAUCCUGAAAUUCACCAACAAAUGAAGCAAGUUACAGAUGCAUCUCAAGAAACCUGUGUUGCGUUGGGUAACUGUCUUCUUCUGUUCACCAAGCAGGACAGGGCAAGAAAUGUUAGACUAGAACACGAGCAAGAGAAAAACAAGAUCUUAUCAGAGGCUUUACAGACUUUGGCUACUGAGCACCACGAGUUGGAACAGUCUUUGGUUAAAGGAAGCCCUCCUCACCACAGUAUUCUCAGCGAAGAUGAGUUCUAUGAUGCUGUCUCAGAUUCGGAGUCUGAGAAGUCUUUGAGCGGAUUCGAGACGGUUACAAACUCUUCUCCAGAAGACAGUUUGGAUUUAAGCUACGUUAAGGAAGGCAGCAUGUCUGGCGAGAAGAAGACUGGAGAAGGGGAGUCUACUUCCAAUGGCAUCAAAAAACACAGAACAAGCUUGCCUUCGCCAAUGUUUUCCAGAAAUGAUUUUAGUAUUUGGAGUAUUUUAAGAAAAUGCAUUGGAAUGGAAUUGUCAAAGAUCACGAUGCCAGUUAUUUUUAAUGAGCCACUAAGCUUUCUACAGCGACUCUCUGAAUAUAUGGAGCAUACGUACCUCAUCCACAAAGCAAACCUGUGUCAGGAUACAGUUGAGAGAAUGCAGUGUGUAGCCGCUUUUGCCGUCUCAGCUGUUGCUUCACAGUGGGAGCGUACAGGAAAGCCAUUCAAUCCUCUGCUCGGUGAAACGUAUGAAUUAGUUCGUGAGGACCUUGGGUUUAGACUCAUUUCAGAACAAGUUAGCCAUCACCCACCAAUUAGUGCAUUCCAUGCAGAAGGGACUACUAAGGACUUUGUGUUUCAUGGGUCUAUUUACCCCAAACUGAAGUUCUGGGGGAAGAGUGUGGAAGCUGAGCCCAAAGGAAUAAUAACUUUGGAACUUCCCAAGCACAAUGAAUCAUAUACAUGGACAAACCCAACUUGCUGUGUACAUAAUAUCAUAGUGGGUAAACUGUGGAUCGAGCAGUAUGGUAAUAUGGAAAUAACAAAUCACAAGACAGGUGAAAAGUGCAUUUUAAAUUUUAAACCUUGUGGCCUGUUUGGAAAAGAAUUGCACAAAGUGGAAGGGUACAUUCAAGAUAAAAGCAAAAAGAAACUGUGUUGUCUGUACGGGAAGUGGACAGAGUGUCUCUUUUCUAUUGAUCCAUCUACAUUUGAAGCAUCUAGAAGGAAUGACAAAAAGAACGGUGAUGAUAAGAAGAAUUCUAAGCAGACCGGGGGAACUGAAGAGCCGGAUGAAAUGCCGCUACCAGACUCUGAAACUGUCAGUGUUAUACCGGGGAGCACUUUGCUAUGGAAGAUAGCCCCACGCCCCUCGAAUUCCGCACAGAUGUAUAACUUCACUAGCUUUGCCCUGUCUUUGAAUGAGCUGGAUAAGGGUAUGGAAAGUAUAAUUCCAAAAACAGACUGUCGGCUACGUCCAGACAUAAGAGCUAUGGAGAACGGUGACAUUGAUACAGCGAGUGAAGAAAAGAAGCGUUUGGAAGAGAAGCAAAGAGCUGCACGCAAGAAUCGCUCCAAGUCAGAUGAGGACUGGAAAACGAGGUGGUUCCACCAAGGCCCAAACCCAUACAAUGGUGGCCAAGACUGGCUCUAUUCUGGAAACUACUGGGACAGAAACUACACUAGCCUACCAGAUAUUUAUUGAAUAAGCCAUACAGCAAACGGAGAAGUCAAGAAGUCUUUCCAGCUGUAUCGGUUGUAGAUCUGUGUGUAUCUGACUUUCAUGGAAUUGCACCUUCUGUAGUACCCUAAAGCCUAGCAUUAAUUUUCAGAGAUCUGUC